UCAGGCCGCGGCGGAACCAAUACAGUUGUCGCGAGGCGGGCGGCGCUGGGCGGCGCGUGCCGCUGCCGGGGAGGUGAAUAUCCGCCCGGCCCGUAGCCGCCGGAGAAGCCCCUGGUGCCUCUACCUGGCCAGGCUCUUGGCGCGGAGCAGCCGCCGGGUCGCGCCUGUAUUUCCGACACUAAGUGUCCCCCCUUGAAAGAGGGCAAGUCGCCAGGCAGCAAAAAUGCCCCCCAGUAACCAGAUUCGGGUUCUGCUUCUCAGCGCCAUGGAAAAGCUGGAGAAGACCCUCUUCAGGCUUGAGCAAGGUUUUGAACUGCAAUUCCGACUGGGCCCAACAUUACAAGGCAAGCAUGUUACAGUGUACACUAAUUACCCAGCUUCUGGAGAAUUAUUCAAUCGCCGCAAGUUCAGGGCACUAUCAUGGCACAACCCAACAGGAAGAGAAGAUGAUUCUGACAAAUAUUGUAAACUGGAUCUCCAAAUUUCUGGAUCAUACCAGUAUUAUUUCAGUCAUGAAAAUGAGAAAAGUGGUGGAGGUUACAUAGUUGUGGACCCUAUUUUGCGUGUUGGAGCUGAUAAUCAUGUAUUGCAUUUGGACUGUGUUACGCUCCAGACAUUCCUAGCUAAGUGUCUGGGACCAUUUGAGGAAUGGGAAGAUCGUCUUAAAGUUGCAAAAGAAUCAGGUUACAACAUGAUUCAUUUUACACCAUUGCAAAAACUUGGAUUAUCUAGAUCAUGCUACUCUCUGGCUGAUCAGUUAGAAGUAAAUCCUGACUUUUCAAGCCCAAACAAAAAAUGUACUUGGAGCAGUGUAGGAAACCUAGUGGAAAAAAUGAAAAAUGAAUGGAAUAUGCUUUGUAUAACAGAUGUAGUCUACAAUCAUACUGCUGCUAACAGUGAAUGGAUUAGGGAGCAUCCAGAAUGUGGUUAUAAUCUUGUAAAUUCUCCGCACCUGAAACCAGCCUGGAUCUUAGACAGGGCUCUCUGGCAUUUAAGCUGUAGUGUGGCUGAAGGGAAAUACAGAGAUAAGGGGCUGCCUCCUUCAAUUGAAAAUGACCAUCACCUGAAUAGUAUCCGUAAAAUAAUUUGGGAGGAUAUUUAUCCCAAGAUAAAACUAUGGGAAUUUUUCCAAGUAGAUGUUAACAAAGCUGUGCAGCAAUUUAAAAUCCUUCUGACUCAAGGUAACAGGAAAACUAAAUCUGAUCCAAACCAACAUCUUCAAAUAAUUCAGGAUCCUGAAUAUAAGCGACUUGGCUGUACUGUAGACAUGAAUAUCGCAUUGGCAACAUUCAUACCACAUAGCAAUGGGCCAGCUGCAAUACAAGAAUGCUGUAACUGGUUCCAAAAGAGAAUUGAAGAAUUAAAUGCUGAGCAGUUUCGGCAAACUAACUACCAUCAAGAGCAGGCAGUCACUUGUCUUCUGGAGACUGUGGUUUAUGAGAGACUGGCUGACCAUGGUCCUAAACAGGGUCCUGUUAGCAGAAAAUACCCUUUAGUUACCAGAUACUUUACUUACCCAUUUAAAGAGAUGACCUUGGAAGAGGAAGAAUCUCUGAUGCAUCAGCCUGAUAAAGCUUGUCAUUUCUUGGCUCAUAACGGUUGGGUAAUGGGAGACGAUCCUCUGAGAAACUUUGCUGAACCAGGUUCAAAUGUUUACCUAAGAAGAGAACUUAUUUGCUGGGGAGACAGUGCCAAACUGCGCUAUGGAAAUAAACCAGAAGACUGCCCUUACCUGUGGGCACAUAUGAAAAAAUACACUGAAAUUACUGCCAAAUAUUUCCAUGGAGUACGUCUUGACAACUGUCACUCAACUCCUCUUCAUGUAGCUGAGUACAUGCUGGACACAGCUAGAAAACUGCGUGCUGAUUUGUAUGUAGUGGCUGAGCUGUUCACAGGAAGUGAGGAGUUGGACAAUAUUUUUGUGACUAGAUUGGGCCUUAGCUCCUUAAUAAGAGAGGCAAUGAGUGCAUAUAACAGUCAUGAAGAGGGAAGAUUAGUUUACCGCUUUGGAGGAGAACCAGUUGGUUCUUUUGUUCAGCCACGUUUGAGACCUUUAAUGCCAGCUAUUGCACAUGCACUGUUUAUGGAUGUUACACAUGAUAAUGAAUGUCCUAUUCAGCACCGAUCUGAGUAUGAUGCUCUUCCCAGCUCAAUGAUUGUUUCCAUGGCAUGCUGUGCUACCGGAAGCACCAAAGGCUAUGAUGAGCUAGUACCACACCAGAUUUCUGUAGUCUCUGAAGAGAGGUUUUAUGCCAAAUGGAAUCCAGCAGCAACACCCUCCACUCCUGGUGAAGUUAAUUUCCAAACUGGAAUUAUAGCAGGAAGGCUGGCCAUGAACAGGCUGCACCAAGAGCUGGGAGUCAAAGGCUUCAUUCAGGUGUAUGUGGAUCAAGUUGAUGAGGAUAUAGUAGCAGUGACUAGGCAUUGUCCUAACACACACCAAUCUGUAGUGGCUGUGUCUCGUACUGCUUUCAGAGAUCCUAAAACUUCCUCCUACAGCAAAGAAGUGCCUCAAAUGUGCAUCCCAGGCAAAAUUGAAGAGGUAGUGCUUGAAGCUAGAACUAUUGAGAGAAAUGUUAGUCCUUAUAAAAAAGAUGAGCAUUUUAUCAACGGAUUACCUAAUUACACAGUAGAGAUCAGAGAACACAUUCAGAUCGGAGAAAGUAAAAUUAUAAAGCAAGCUGGAACUGCCAUAAAAGGUCCCAAUGAAUUUGUUCAAGAAAUAGAAUUUGAAAACUUAACACCGGGAAGUGUGAUAAUAUUCAGAGUUAGUCUCGACCCAAAGGCACGAGAGGCUGUCGGUGUACUCCGUAAUCACCUGAUCCAGUUCAGUCCUCAUUUUAAAUCUGGAAGUCUUCCCGAUGACUGUUCAGCACCUAUAUUAAAAAAUCUUUUUUCUUCUAUUGCAUCUAAAUUAACCUUGGCUGAUUUGAAUCAAAUACUGUAUCGGUGUGAUGCUGAGGAACAAGAGGAUGGUGGAGGAUGUUACAACAUACCAAACUGGUCGCCCCUUAAAUAUGCAGGCUUGCAAGGAUUAAUGUCAGUGAUGGCAGACAUUAGACCAAAGAAUGAUUUGGGUCAUCCUUUUUGUGGUAAUUUGAGAUCUGGGGAUUGGAUGAUUGACUACGUCAGUGACCGUCUAAUUUCACGUUCAGGAGCCUGUGCAGAAGUCGGUAAAUGGUUGAAGGCCAUAUUUGUCUACCUAAAGCAGAUUCCACGUUACCUUAUCCCAUGUUACUUUGAUGCCAUAUUAGUGGGUGCAUACACAACUCUUCUAGAUCUGGCAUGGAGUCAAAUGUCUAGCUUUGUUCAGAAUGGAUCAACAUUUGUUAAACACCUGUCCUUGGGAUCAGUUCAGAUGUGUGGGAUAGGAAAAUAUCCUUCUCUGCCAAAUCUGUCUCCUGCUUUACAUGAUGUUCCCUAUAGGAUGAAUGAAAUCACAAAAGAGACAGAACAGUGCUGUGUUUCCUUAGCAGCUGGUUUACCACAUUUUUCAUCUGGCAUUUUCCGCUGCUGGGGAAGGGAUACCUUUAUUGCACUGAGAGGUCUAAUGUUGCUUACUGGGCGUUAUUUAGAAGCAAGGAACAUAAUUUUAGCAUUUGCUAGUACCCUGAGACAUGGUCUUAUUCCCAAUCUGCUUGGCCAAGGGACCCAUGCGAGAUUCAAUUGCCGUGAUGCUGUGUGGUGGUGGCUUCAAUGUAUACAGGAUUACUGUAAAAUUGUUCCAAAUGGCACAGACAUUCUCAAGUGUCCCGUUUCCAGAAUGUAUACUACAGAUGACUCUCCCGCUCAGCCUGCAGGCACACUGGAUCAGCCACUGUAUGAAGUAAUACAGGAAGCUAUGCAACAACACAUGCAAGGCAUAGAAUUCCGAGAAAGGAAUGCUGGUCCACAGUUAGAUCGAAAUAUGAGGGAUGAAGGUUUUAAUGUGACUGCGGGUGUCGACCAUGAAACUGGUUUUGUCUUUGGAGGGAACCGCUUUAAUUGUGGCACAUGGAUGGAUAAAAUGGGAGAAAGUGAUAGAGCUCGCAACAAAGGAAUUCCAGCUACUCCAAGAGAUGGAUCUGCUGUGGAAAUUGUUGGCCUAUGUAAGUCAACUAUUCGUUGGCUGCUGGAGUUGUCAAAGAAAAAAGUGUUUCCUUAUCAGGGAGUCACCAUAAAAAGGCAUGGAAAAAAAGAAACCAUCACAUAUGAUGAGUGGAACAGGAAGAUUCAAGGGCACUUUGAAAAGCUGUUCUUUGUUUCUGAGAACCCAGGAGAUCCUAGUGAAAAACAUCCAAAUCUGGUUCACAAGCGUGGCAUAUACAAGGACAGCUAUGGAGCUUCAAGUCCAUGGUGCGACUACCAGCUCAGGCCAAAUUUUAGUAUAGCAAUGGUUGUGGCCCCUGAGAUAUUCAGUCCUGAGAAAGCUUGGAAAGCGCUUGAGAUAGCAGAGGAAAAGCUGCUUGGUCCACUGGGCAUGAAAACAUUGGAUCCAGAUGAUAUGGUUUACUGUGGAGUAUAUGAUAAUGCCCUGGACAGUGACAACUACAAUGUUGCCAAAGGUUUUAAUUACCAUCAAGGACCUGAAUGGCUCUGGCCUGUUGGAUAUUUCCUUCGUGCAAAGUUGUACUUUUCCAGGUUAAUUGGUCCAGAGAUGUACGCAAAGACUGUGUUUUUGAUUAAGAAUGUUCUUUCUCGCCAUUAUGUUCAUCUUGAGAGGUCAUCCUGGAAGGGGCUUCCAGAGCUGACCAAUGAAAAUGGGCAAUAUUGUCCAUUCAGCUGUGAAUCACAAGCCUGGUCAAUUGCUGUUAUCCUUGAGGUUCUUUAUGACUUGUAAAAGUUGGCUUUGAUUGCUCGGUAAAAUUUGCUACGCGCUUGUAUUCAAAAAGUACAAAUGAAAAGUUUGCUCAUGCUAUAAUGAAAAUGUUUUGCACAGUUAUUUAAAUAACUAUGGUCUGAUUUUUUUCAAAGGUGCUUAGUAUCUGUAUCUCCCAUUUACGGAAGAGGUAUUUAAGGGUGCUGCUCAGCACUUCCGAAAAUGAAGUCAUUAGUAUGAAAAUAUAUACACACAUACACUUGAUACAGAAAAACUUAUAAAGCAGCAACUUGGAGAAUGUACACAAAUGCAUUUAAAAUAGCUUUUGAUUUGUACACCUACUAAAUUAAACUGUAUCCCCGUAUAGCAAGAUGUUAGAAGAAUAGUCUGGUUCCAAAUUAGAAUAUGAAUGCCAAGUGGUUCCAAAAAUCUGAGUUUAAACUCAUGGGGUUCUCUUUUCCAUAUUUUCUGUUAGUCAAUAGAUGCUAUGCACUCUCAUCAUGGGGGAGAAUAGAUUGUACUGUAGGUAGUAUGAUGUGUUUUCUGCUGCAGUCGUGCAUUUCAUAGAUUGCACUUUCAUUAGUGUUUUGUCCCUCUGUGCUGAACUGUGUGACUUUUCCUAACAAUUUCUUCUCUUCCAUGUUCAAUUGAACACUCCAUUAAAAAAAUAAAGUUUUCACUCUUUACAGAUAAUGGUAGUAAAUUAAUAUCUUCACAAACUUUAAAUGAAAUUUGAGGACAGUAAUUCUGAGCAAUGACGUGGAUGUAUCCUGUGUGAGAUACUUAAUAGGUUAUUUUUUGUGUUGUGGACCAUAUGCCAAAUUUUAUUUCUUUAAUUUAAUUUGGCUUAAAAUAAUGUACAUCUGUCAACAAAUGUGUUCUACCAGUAGGAAACCAGAAGAAACACUUUAUCAUGCAAUGUCCUGUACGUAUAUCAGGAUCCAGGAGCCUACAGAGUUGGGUGCUGGCUUAAUGAUGAAUUUGAAAGAAUUGUAAAUUUAUUUCAGCCCUUGCUUCAAGUAAUCUUCUUCACUGGGGGUGAAAUUCUGGCUCUACUGAAGUCAACUGAAAAACUCCUUUUGACUUCAGCGGGGUCAGGGUUUCACUCCAGUUGCAGAAAGGGGGCAGUCUGAUUCCAAAAUCUCUUGAUGUGUUGCUAAUAAGAGAAAGGGUACUGACAGCUGCCUGUUGCUUUUCUUCCCUUGAAUGUUACUUCCAUAAGAGUAUUUGUUCUGUAAUAUAUAGACACACAAAUAAAUACCUUUACCUGAUCUCAACCCAACCUUUUCAAAAAUUGGGGUGGGUGGGUGGGGUGGGAAAUGUAUCCAUUUGAAUCUUCUGCUGGUCCUUAAAGUAAUGAAUAGACAACAGUUAGAUUGACCAGUAAUGUCCUCAACAUCACAGAAGGAAGUACAGCACUGCAUUGUAGAAGAAAUGGACUGACAAUACAGAUUGAAAAUACAAACCUGCCCUACUUAUUAUUAUUCUGCCAUUCAUAUAUAUUUUACAGUCAUGUUUUAAAAUUUGCCCAACGCAUUUAAAAUUUGGUGUUGGCACAUACCUACCUACUUCAUGAGAAUAUACAGUUAUAGGUAUAUUUAAGAACAAACUGCUGAGAGAAGCAUUUAGGCAAGUGGACUAAAGAUAAGAGUCCAGUGCAGUUUUAUUUGUGAUGGAUUUAAGAGAUUUAUUUUAUAGAAGCCAGAGUUUAGUUUUGUUCAGGUUAUCAUUUAAAUUUAUGGUACUUCAUUGGUUACAGUUGCACUACUCAGAUCACUUGGUCAUAUUCACUUUUUUUUAAUCUAACCACUGUUUUUUAUGUGUGUGACAUGGUAGUUUGGAUACAUGAGGUAAUAUCAUGCUUUCCCCAUACAGAGUUUUUAGUUGAAUAGAACUCAUAGUUUAGUAAUAUAGGUCACUCUGUAUUAUUAGUGUGUUCUUAAAUUUUUAUAUAAUUGACUUUCCUUAAUAUGGGUUCAAAUAAUUGGAAGUGAUGCUUAAAGGAAAUUUAUCUUGUUCAGAUUUUCUUUUGUGCUUCGGUUGUGAGCUGUUUGAAAUGGAUUCCUUAGGAAACUUUGUCAUCUAGCCUGACAGAUUUGCAUAAGAGAUGGGACAAAAACAUAAGUUGAAAGGAAAAUGAUUCAUUGUUCUGUUUAAAGAAUAGCUAAUUCUUUAUAACUUUAGUAAUCAGGAUUUCAAAAUUAGGAUCCAGAUUAUUUUGGUUCUUGAGUACAGUUUUUUGACUGACUGUAUUUGUUGAAAAGUCAGCAACAACCCAGUAAAGGAAAAUUUAUAUGCCUUCAUAAAUCAGCAUGCCAUUUUAUGUGUUUCUGUGUGCAUUUGAGAAAAUUCAGACAGUUUUAUUUUUGAAACAUUUAAUAAUGAUACAUAAGGAACAUAAGAAGUUACUGCUUUUCCAUAAAAUUAUGGGUUUCUUUCUAGCUUAGCUAUUCAUUACUGUGGUUAAAAUUGGAAAGUGUACAGUGGGUUAACUUGGGUGAGGGGGAGGUGGGAUUUAUUCAUUAAAGCUAUCUUGAAAUUGGAAAAGUUUGAAGAGCUAUGAUUGUUAUAAAUAGAUUGGGAUUAUAUUGACUGCAAUAACAAUCUCUAAAUGUAAGAAAUAUUCGGGAGAAAUUUUGCUUCAAAACUUUCCAUUUUAUCAAGGCUAACUUUAAAAAGUUUUGUGAAUUGCACUGUUGACGUGAACAUAAUACACAUUUCUCAUUGCUAGUUUAUUUUUAACUUAAUUAAAAUAUUUUAAAAGAGAAAUUACAGAGAUGUACACAGAUAUAUACAUUAUGCUAAUUAUGAAUUUUGCGAAUAGAUGCAUGUUUAAAAUGCUACUUCUGCACUGAUUAACUGAAUGUAAUUCUAGUGACAUACCUACUUUUAAGAAUAAAGUAGGUAAAAUUCUAUAUUAUGGGCUGGUUUUGCCCAUGGAAACAAGAAAAUUUAGAUUUUAAAUUACUACUCACCCCUUCUAGCUUUGAUCUCAAACACUUUCAAUGCUUUUGGUCAGACUGGACAAUUUAAGAAUAAAGUGAGGAAGUCAUAGGCAACAUUUCUUGAAUUUUCCUCUGAACACAUUUAAAAUAGCUAGUUUAUGACUUACAUUUAAUUUUGGAGGGUGGAGGGAAGAGAGAAGAACUGUUGAUCUAAUAUUUUAUUUUGUAUGUUGGGCUUCAGCACCAAGUAAACCUGUAUACAACCAAGUUACAAACACCUUUAAAAAUAGUUGGCUGUAAUUUAGAAAUGUUGACUGAUUCUGAACCAUAGUGAUACUAACACCAUGGUAUAAUAUACUGUAAAACUUAUAUGGUCAGUAAAAUUAUUAUUUUUGUAGGUAAACUGAGUGGGAACUCUGUACCUCUGCCAUGUACCAAUCUGUUUCUUGGUCUGUAUGCUAUAGAGCAGAAACUACUAGCAUUGCUUCACCAGAUCUUUUUUUGUCAAUUCAAGUAAUGUGCAUUAUUUCUAAUCUGUUUUCAUUCAUUUAAUAGGUUUUUACUGAUCAAAAAUGGAUAAUUUUGAGAAUCUUUAAAACAAGGACUCAUUCUAGUACUGCAUGUUGUAAUAUAAAAUGAAAAGACUGAGUCUAGCAUAGCAACUACUGAAUUUAGAAAAAUGUAAUUCAUUUGUCUGUGAACAGCAUAAAAUAAAAGUAUAACAAAAUUG
This is a messenger RNA of Caretta caretta (loggerhead turtle), 8473 nucleotides long. It is a transcript of the gene AGL, whose product is annotated as amylo-alpha-1,6-glucosidase and 4-alpha-glucanotransferase. Gene Ontology annotation, biological process: glycogen biosynthetic process; glycogen catabolic process. The record is from RefSeq and is a predicted model, not a curated record. Gene Ontology annotation, molecular function: 4-alpha-glucanotransferase activity; amylo-alpha-1,6-glucosidase activity. Lineage: Eukaryota; Metazoa; Chordata; Testudines; Cheloniidae.